AUGUCUGCCCAGAACUCUGCUGGCAUUCAGACACUGCUCGAUGCAGAGAAAGAGGCCCAGAAGAUCGUCCAGAAAGCCAGAGAGUACCGGACGAAGCGAGUAAAAGACGCCAAAUCCGAAGCCCAGAAAGAAAUCGAGGAGUAUCGACGGAAGAAAGAGGAAGAGUUCAAAAAGUUCGAAGCAGAGCAAUCGAGCGGAAACAAGAAAGCCGAAGACGACGCCAACAAGGAUGCGGAAAGCAAAGUCAAGGAGAUUGAAGCAGCGGGCAAGAAGUCAGGGAGCAAGGUCGUGGAUGACUUGAUCAAGACUGUUACCUCGCCGCAUCCCGAGGUGCCAGAGAAGAUUUCCAAGGAGGACUGA
Molecule: messenger RNA, 360 nt
Organism: Cladophialophora carrionii CBS 160.54
Lineage: Eukaryota; Fungi; Ascomycota; Eurotiomycetes; Chaetothyriales; Herpotrichiellaceae
Product: V-type ATPase, G subunit
Exons: 6
Coding region: 1-360 (119 amino acids)
Biological process (GO): proton transmembrane transport
Cellular component (GO): vacuolar proton-transporting V-type ATPase complex
Molecular function (GO): proton-transporting ATPase activity, rotational mechanism
Source: RefSeq, a predicted model, not a curated record